AUUGGUUCUAUAUCAUCCAGAAAAUUACUGAAUUAUGUUUUCCGCUGGUCGUUGUUUUUUUUUGGAAAAAAAGGUUGCUUUGCAUUAUACAGAUGAAUGAGCCCAUCUCUGUCUAGGCCAUCUAUAGCUCUUUGUGCAGUUUCAACAUAUUUGAUUUUGGCUGAAGCUUACUUAUCAACUGCGCUGCAGAUGGUGAUCUUAUGAAAUGUGCUACGAUAUUAAGUUCACCUUCAGGAAGUUCAAUUUUUGCGGGUUAGAUGAUAUUCAAUUUAAUUAUGAUGAUCCGAUCGUUUUUCAUACAGUUGUACUGUUUUUGAAAAACUUCAUCUGUGGUAGUAGCUUUUUCAUCAUGUAUUUGUUUUUACCAUGCUGUUGCACGUAUGCAUUAUACAAUUUGUAAGUUCUCAAUAUAGUGUGGAUUCUGCAUGCUCUGCGUGAUUUUACGGUUGAUUUUAAGAUGGUUCAAUCUCUGCUGGCUGCAAUUAAACACCAGGACUUAGUUAACAAAAUUUCAGUAUUAACUAAUAUUGAACAUUUUCAUCAACGUUAAGUCGUAAUGAAAAGCUGGCUUUUACAUAGUGUAAUUAUCUCUCUUGUUUUGCAGAGUAUUCUUUGUUAUGUACCAAAUGCAAUUUCCCAAACUAGAGGCAAGGUCUGGCCACAGCCGAAUAAUAUGCAGCAGACAAGUGAAGUUUUGGAAGUUUCUGGAAAAGUGGCGUGGAAAAUAGCACAAAUUGGAUAUUGGGCAUGGCAAGAUCGAUGUGACAUCAUUGAAAAAAGCAUCACAAGACACCGCAGAUGGAUCGAAGCAGAGGCGGUGGGCCAGUAUCACACACCUGCAUACAAAUCAGUCGUGGAGCGCAUCUCAGUCAAAGUUGCUCAAGGAUGCACUGAUGCGUAUCCUGAUGAAAAUAUGGACGAGAGCUACUCGAUUACAGUGUCAGCUCCCGAAGUUGUGAUCAGUAGUGCGCAAGUGUGGGGUGCACUAAGGGCUAUAGAGACUAUGAGUCAGUUGAUUUAUCCAGAUCCCCAGCAUGUCAGGUUGCUUGUAAACAGGGGGUCUGUAGUGGAUAAGCCAAAGUAUUCGUACAGAGGAUUCAUGAUAGACACUUCGAGACACUACAUUCCAAUGCAGAUCAUUAUGAAACAGUUAGAUGCGAUGGAGGCUGUGAAAUUGAAUGUUCUUCACUGGCAUUUGACAGAUGAUCACAGUUUCCCUUAUGUUAGUGAGGUAUAUCCAGAACUAUCAAGAAAAGGUGCUUAUAACCAACAUACACAUGUAUAUACAGCGAAGGAUAUCAAUGAAGUGAUACAAGAAGCUAGGCUACGAGGUAUCCGAGUGAUUCCAGAACUGGACAUACCUGCCCAUACGAGGUCAUGGAGCAAAGGACACCCAGAGAUGUUCAAUCAAUGCUCUAGGAAAAAGUUCAACGAAGGCAAGGGACCCUUGUUGGAUAUUGAAAACAGCCAAACGUUCAAAGUCUUGGAGAAGCUCAUCGGUGAAAUCAGCAAUGUAUUCAGAGAUAAGAAUUUCCAUUUAGGAGGAGACGAGUUUUACCAUGACUGUAUUCCUGGAAGCACACCAAGUAUUGUUAAUUUCUUUCAAGAGCUGCGGAGUAUUAUUGGUCGAGUAUCAGGCUCAACAACUAUUCGAGCUAUGUUUUGGCAAGACCUGCUAAAAAUGGGAGCUACAGUGCCUCAAAACUCAAUAGUCAACGUCUGGAAACACUGGGUUAAUGACGAACAUUAUCUUAAACAAGCUAUUUCGACAAGUAACAUCAGUAUAAUCGUAUCGCAUCCUUGGUACCUUGAUAAUAUGUCAAGGGGUGAAAAGUGGCGACUCAAUUAUGACGUGGAAAUGUUCAAACAGCUUGGUGAUUCGAAAGUCCGAAGUCGCGUUAUAGGCGGACAGGCGUGUCUUUGGGCAGAAUUUGUAGAUGCUACGAAUUUUUUGCAGUGGGCGUGGCCUGACGCGGGCGGUACCGCCGAGAAUCUUUGGUCCGAUAAGGUACCCAGCUCCAAAUCAGGAGACGUUCAAGAGAGAAUGAAUGAGCUCCGUUGUAGAUUGAUUGUAAGAGGCAUACCGGCUAGACCAAUUCAGGCAGGAUUCUGUGACACGGAAUGGGCUUACUAAAUUCGUCUACUUUAAUUUUUUUUACUGUUUGUCAAAGUAUUUCUAUGAUUUCCAUGUUGUCUGAUUGGUGACUUUAUAUUAGUUAAAAUGGAUUUUAUUUCUUGA
This is a messenger RNA of Symsagittifera roscoffensis, 2239 nucleotides long. RefSeq names its product beta-hexosaminidase subunit beta-like. The transcript is spliced from 2 exons. NCBI's taxonomy places the organism in Eukaryota, Metazoa, Xenacoelomorpha, Acoela, Convolutidae. Gene Ontology annotation, biological process: glycosaminoglycan metabolic process; ganglioside catabolic process; protein deglycosylation. Gene Ontology annotation, molecular function: beta-N-acetylglucosaminidase activity. Gene Ontology annotation, cellular component: plasma membrane; lysosome. The record is from RefSeq and is a predicted model, not a curated record. The coding region runs from base 557 to 2134 and encodes 525 amino acids.